UCAGUUCCCUUUAUCUCAGUUUGUGUUUGGGUGGCUGUUACUUUGCCAUUUCUAACAGUGGCUGCUCCCAGGAGGCUGGAGCAGUUGGAAGCUCAGUGAAAGAACCAAGGUAGCUGAGGACUGUCCCUGUUACAGAGCCAGCAACUGGGUUCCUGUGGCAUCCGAUUGGACCAUGGAGGCACCCAUUUGUCUCGUGCAAAACUGGGAAGAGCAGCUGACAGUAAAUCUGGAGGCUGUAAGGAUUCUUGAGCAGAUAGCUCAGCCUCUGGUGGUGGUGGCCAUUGUCGGUUUAUAUCGUACAGGGAAGUCCUACCUCAUGAAUCGUCUUGCAGGACGGAACCACGGCUUUUCCCUGGGAUCCACGGUACAAUCCCAAACCAAGGGUAUCUGGAUGUGGUGUGUGCCUCAUCCCACCAAACCAACUCACACCCUGGUCCUUUUGGACACUGAAGGCCUUGGUGAUAUACAAAAGGGUGACCCUAAGAAUGACUCAUGGAUCUUCGCCCUGGCUGUGCUUCUGAGCAGCACCUUUGUCUACAACAGCAUGAGCACCAUCAACCACCAGGCCCUGGAGCAGCUGCACUAUGUGACUGAAUUAACAAAGCUAAUCCAGGCAAAAUCGAGCCCCAGAGAGGAUAAAGUGGAAGACUCUAGUGAAUUUGUAAGUUUCUUCCCAGACUUCAUCUGGGCUGUUCGAGACUUUGUUCUGGAGCUGAAGUUAGAUGGUCGGCCCAUCACAGAAGAUGAGUACCUGGAGAAUGCCCUGAAGCUGAUCCCAGGAAACAAUCCCAAAGUUCAAAAGUCCAACAUGACCAGAGAAUGUAUCCGAUAUUUUUUUCCAGUUCGGAAGUGCUUUGUCUUUGACAGGCCCACAAGCAACAAAAGUUUAUUAUUCCAAAUUGAAAAUAUUCCAGAAAACCAGCUGGAAUGGAGUUUUCAGGUUGAAUCAAAAAAAUUCUGUUCAUACAUCUUCGCCAAUGGCAAGACCAAGACUCUGAGAGGGGGAGUCAUUGUCACAGGAAAUCGGCUGGGGACUUUGGUGCAGAACUAUGUGGAUGCCAUCAACAGUGGGACUGUGCCAUGUUUGGAGAAUGCAGUGAUGACCCUGGCCCAUCAUGAGAACUCCACAGCUCUUCAGAAGGCAGCUGACCACUACAGUGAGCAGAUGGCCCAGCGAGUGAGGCUCCCCACAGACACGCUCCAGGAGCUGCUGGAUGUGCAUGCAGCCUGUGAGAAGGAAGCCAUUGCUGUCUUCAUGGAGCACUCCUUCAAAGAUGAGAGUCAGCAAUUCCAGAAGAGGCUGGUGGCCACCAUAGAGGAAAGGAAGGAAGAGUUCAUGCGACAGAAUGAGGCAGCAUCUAUCCAUCACUGCCAGGCUGAGCUGGAGAAGCUUUCCGAGUCCCUGAGGAAGAGCAUCUCAUGUGGAGCCUUCUCUGUUCCUGGGGGACACAGCCUCUACUUAGAAGACAGGAAGAAGGUUGAGCUGGGCUAUGAGCAAGUGCCCAGGAAGGGAGUAAAGGCAAAAGAGGUACUUAUGAGUUUCCUGCAGUCACAGGCUACUAUGGAGGACACCAUCCUGCAGACAGACAAAGCACUUACAGAUGGAGAGAGGGCCAUAGCAGUUGAGCGGACAAAGAGGGAGGUGGCUGAGAAGGAACGAGAGCUUCUGAGGCAGAGACAGAAGGAGCAAGAGCAAGUAAUGGAGGCUCAGGAGAGAAGCUUCCGAGAAAACAUUGCUAAACUUCAGGAGAAGAUGGAGAGGGAAAGGGAGAUCCUGCUGAGGGAGCAGGAGAAGAUGCUGGAGCACAAGCUGAAGAUCCAAGAAGAACUCCUUAUGGAAGGAUUCAGAAAGAAAUCUGAUAUGUUAAAGAAUGAAAUAAGUCAACUGAGAGAAGAGAUGGAAAGAACAAGAAAGAAAUCCUCACUGUUUUCUAACAUCUUUGACACAGUUGGCAAUGCAUUCAUUAUGAUUUUACCAGGAGCUGGUAAACUAUGUGGAGCAGGGCUGAAACUCCUCAGCUCACUUACAAGGUAGUCUGAAGAGUGUCUGUGAAGGAAUUUAUAAAAACCAGACUCCUAUUAUUUUGACACCAAACUCUGUGCCUUUAUUUUUAAAUAUAUUUGCUACUUUAUGACCAUUGUUAUGAAGAAGGUCAGAACUCCCAAUUAAUAGCUAAAUAAAAAGAUACUGCUUCA
Apodemus sylvaticus (European woodmouse) is the source of this 2196-nucleotide messenger RNA. RefSeq names its product guanylate-binding protein 4. Bases 173 to 2035 code for a protein of 620 amino acids. The record is from RefSeq and is a predicted model, not a curated record. The transcript has 11 exons. NCBI's taxonomy places the organism in Eukaryota, Metazoa, Chordata, Mammalia, Rodentia, Muridae. Gene Ontology annotation, biological process: defense response to Gram-positive bacterium; defense response to protozoan. Gene Ontology annotation, molecular function: GTPase activity; GTP binding.